Molecule: messenger RNA, 5475 nt
Organism: Pseudozyma flocculosa PF-1
Lineage: Eukaryota; Fungi; Basidiomycota; Ustilaginomycetes; Ustilaginales; Ustilaginaceae
Exons: 1
Coding region: 1-5475 (1824 amino acids)
Molecular function (GO): guanyl-nucleotide exchange factor activity
Source: RefSeq, a predicted model, not a curated record
AUGACGGCCGCCACAGCCUCUAGUCCGAUCCCUGCCGAGAUUCGAUUCGAUCCCUACCCCUUUGCCAGCCGCAGCCGCCUCUCCCUCGCCUCGACCGACUUCCUCUCUCUCGAUUCGGCCGGAGAGCCCCCCGCCUCAGCAGCCUCGGUCGCCGUCGCCAACCCACGCGCCGUCCCAAAUUCGGCCCUCCAGCGAUCCGAACGUCGCUGCUGCCGUUCGGACCGCGUCAAAGACGGUGCCGACAAAGCCCUCGACAAGGGAUUCAGGCAGGCAGGCCCUAUACCCACCGACCUCAUCAGCCCGACCAAAGCGAGCGCGGCUUCGGGCUCGCGCAUCGACACCGCAUCCGCCUCCGCCACUCUCGACUGCAUGCGUGCACCCGUGACCGCCGACGAGACUGUCGUUUUCCGGGAGGCGGGACCCUCACGCUUGCCCCGAUCCAGUGGCACCCUCGGCGAUGAUGAUUUGCCCGUCUCGCCCCUCUCGGAGGACAGCAGUUUGGUAUCCCCACCCGCAAGCACACCUCGGGCUACCUCGCCCGCUUGCAGCGGACCGCCAUCGCCCAAGGGCAAGGGCAGGGCCAGCGAAGAGGAGCUCGCAGCCCUCGAUGCUGACAGCCUCUCGCAUCAGCAUCAGCAGCAGCAGCAGCAGGACGUGCAGCAGCAUGGCCUGAUGCCUGGCCUGCCGUCUUCGACGACCGACGACGCACUGACAGCACAGUCCGCAAUCUCGCAAGAACUCACUCGACCCCUUCUUCAAGCGCUCGAUGAGGCACACCGCGACCAGCUUGAAGUGGAAAGCAUCCUGUCCUUGGAUCCUGCCCCAUGCCAAGGCGGCGGACCGCAUAUGCAAAAUCGCUGGCCCCCUCCCGCUUCUACGCCUCCCCUCCACGAGCAGCCACCCGGGAAUUCAGAGGACGACAGCACACCGACACGAGCUGCGACAGCUCAGGCGAGCGCGGAGCGCCACGCUGUCCAGCGGCCUACUGCCUCUCGGACCGCCUCUGGCUCAAGUUCGAACCUAGGCUCGGACAGCGACUUCCAAGACGCCUGCGAGGUCCUCGAUGGCGCAGGCAGCGCUCAGCUCGAUGCCGCAGCCCCGAUUGCACAGCCCGCGACCGCUGUACAGCCGUCCUCGGCUACGGCAAGCUCCGAGCAGCACAUCGCCGUCGCCAUCGCCGUGGCAGCGGCAGCGGUCGCAGAAGAAGACAGCAAUCGGCCAGUCUCGGCCGCCCAGCCCGACAUCAGCCGCACGCCAUCGACUUCGACGACUGGCUCGAGCCAUGCGGGCAGCGUUGAUACGGCCAUCAGCUCGUCGCAGUCGACGGCCGCCUCGAGCUGCCCGGGCUGCGCCGAGCAAUCCUGCGACACGCUCAAGAUCACCGUCGACGGCGAGCCAAGCGUCAACGCCGCCCAGGAUUCACCCCUCUCGUUCGUGUCUGAGCCCGAGGCGCUGUCGGGGCUUGACAUUCCCUCGUCGGCUGCAGCGACAUCCGACGUCGAUGUCGCCGCAGAGCGUGCGGCGGACAUUGCUGCCGCUACCGCCAUGGCCGCCUCGACGACCGACGCGACCAAGCAGCCCUCGCCCGGGCAGCAGGACAAGGCCGUCCAGGCCAAGGUGCGCCGGUACGCCGCUCUGCUCGAGCUGGUCGAGACCGAGCGCAACUAUGCGGACGAUCUUGCGACGCUCGUGCUCGUCUUUUUCGACAACCUCUACACGAUGCCCUUUUUCGAGGACCAGCCGGCCCGCCACGCGCUCGUGAUCCGCAACUCCGAAGACCUGCUGCGCCUGCACCAGCGCCUCUCUGCGCGGAUGGAUGGCGUCAUGUCCGAGCUCGGCCUCCGCAAGGGCGGCUCGUCGUCGACAGCCAGUGGCGGCGGCAACGGCAGCGCGGCUGGCUCGUCGAGCCUGCUGGCCAAGUCGGAUCUGGAAAAGGCGCUCAGCCCGCAGGCUGACGAGGCGGUCAUCCGCAUCGCCCGGCUCUUCACGGGUACCGCGGCGGCCUUGCAGGGCUACAAGGUCUUCUGCUCGAGGCAUGGCGAGGCGCUCGCCCUCAUCCGCGAAGCCGAGAAGCGGCAUGCCGACUGGGAUGCCUUUGAGCGCCGGUGCUCCGAGAUUCUCCGCAUGAGCCGCGCACCUGGCUACGGCCCUUCGCGCCCGCCGUCGGGUGCCUCGACGCCCGGCGUGUCGUCUACGUCAAGUCCGGCCUCAUACUUCACGCCGCUCCACAUGAGCUCGAACGCGUCCUCGGCCACCACGGGCGGCGGCUCCUCGAGCACCGGCAGCAACAGCGCUGCUGCGACGCCCGGCUCGGUCCACUCGGCCAUCCGUCAGAACUCGUCGCGCCUCCUCUUCCGCGACUUCCUCAUCAAGCCCGUCCAGCGGCUGUGCCUCUAUCCGCUGGUGCUGCAGACGCUGCUGAAGCACACGCCCGCCGGCGCCGCCGGCUACGAGGAGCUGUCGACAGCCAUCGCCCAGAUGCGGCAGGUGGCGGACGGGGUCGACGAGGCCGGGCGCCGGCGCGAGCUGGAGCUGAUGGCGGACCUGAUCACGUCGCGCGUCGAGUCCCACCACGGCGUCUCGCCCAGCUUCAUCCGCUCGCUCGGCGAGUGCCGCCUGGCCGGCACGCUCGACGUCCUCCACCACCACCGCACCCUCGAUCCGCUCGUGGCCCCGCUCCGCUUCAAGUACCUCGGCGUCUUCCUCUACGACGGCUUCCUGCUCAUGGUCAAGGUGAAGAAGGCCCCUACCUACGAGUGCCGCCAGUGGUUCCCACUCUGGGCGGCGCGGCUUUCGAACGUCGACGAAGGGAGCAACCUGCUGCCGCAUUCCUUCCGCCUCUCGGUCCGCAGCCAUCACUUUGAGCUCGCUGCAUCCAACGCGCGCGAGCGCCAGGUCUGGAUCGCCGCGCUCUCCGACGCCAUCUCGAACGCCAGCGUCUCACCGCCGGGCGCCGAGUCGAGCUUCCCAUCUAGCCUCUUCCUCGGCAGCAGCAGCCUCGGCGAUGGUUCCGACUCGGACGGCAAUCCCUGCUCGGCCGGCGCGACGCCCAGCGCCAGCAGGGGCAUCGGCGCGUCCAGCUACUGGGACGUGGCAAAAGAGACUGUCGCCGACCCGCUGAUGGAGUUCUUCGCGCAGCAUGCCGCUGGCAGCGUCGCAUUUGCUGAGACCGCGCCGCCGCUGCCCUCAUCGGUCGCAUCGCCGACCUCGACGAUCUCGACGACGGCAACGGCAGCAUCUCCAUCGGCAUUGCACGGGAUCGGAGGAACAGGCACGGGAGGGUCGGCUUCUGUCGCUCCGCCUGCCGCCACAGCUACCGCCUCCUCCGCCGCCGCCGCCGCCACCACAAGCGGCACCGUCAACUGGUUCCCGACCGAGAUCUUGCUUCGCCACGCCUCUCCAUCGUCGCGCGGCAUCGUCGACCGCGGCAUGGUCUUCUCCGACGCCGUUCUCAACGCCCGCCACUCUCGCGACGCCGGCGACAUCUCUUCGCUCUGGCUGCCCCACAACCAGACCAUCGGAUCCGCCGUCGGCACCGCCAUGGGCUUCGGCCGUCUGUCGGGCAAGGACACGUCGACCGUCAAGAUCCAGCGGCGCAAGAGCUGUGUCGGAUCGCUCGAGAGCGCUGUCGCUGGCGGCAUCGCCGGCCUCGAAGACGGCCAGCUGCUCUUUACCGCCACCGUGAUGCAGCCGGGCUCGUCGCGGGCGCGUCCGUCGGCCAAGUCGAUUGCCGACUUCACGGUCAACGGCGGCAUCGGUGGCGACUCGAGCUGGAAGGCUUCGCUUCGCAAGAAGGCCAACAAGGUGCGCCCGCCGAGCAUCUUUGCGCCCGCCGGGCUCACGGUGGUGACCGAUGACCUCACGUCGCCGCGCUCGCCGCGCUCGGCCAAGUCGACGCCGACGUCGCCGGUGCAGUCUUCGCGCGACCUCCAUCCCAUCGAAUUCGGCUCGAUGGUCGGCGGGGUGCCACCGCCGGCCGACGCCUUCCUCCAACCCAGCUCCGCUGCGUCGCCGUCCAAACGCCGCCAGGGCUCUGAGGAUGCAUCGAUCUCGGCGACGUCGUCGCCGCGGCCGAGCUACACUCCAAGCUUCCAUUCGGGCCUGGGCUCGACGGCGAGCUCGAUUGUCAAUCUGCGCUCGGCCGCCGCAGAGGCUCGCCGCCGGUCGAGCAUCUACGGCGUCAGAGAGACUCUGGCGGCCUCGUUUGGCGGUCGCCGCGGCCGCACGCGGUCGGGUCAGACGGACAUGACCGACCUGUCCGCCGACGCCUCUUCGCGGGGUGUUUCGCCGAUGAGCUCCAAUGUGGCGCUCCACCAGCUGCACGGGCACGGCGCCGUCAUCGAUGAUGCGGAUCGUCCGCCGCUGGACGCGCUGACCUCGGUCCUGUCGGCGUCGGCGCACGAAGGGAGCUCGGCAUCCGGCAGGCUCAGGUCCGGAUCCCGGCCGGGCUCGCUGCGGCGCGCCUUGACGAGCGCCUCGUUUUCCACGGGUCGCAAGCGGACCCAGAGCGACGUCGGGACGGUGCCAGGGGCCCGGGCCGAUGCGGCCUCGGCGACUUCGACAGCUGCCGCCGCGGCAGCAGCGAUGACUGGCCGAGGCAGAGUGACGGCAGGGCGGCUGGAGCGCACCGACAGCCACGUGACCAUGCCGGUCGACGAUCGCCGAGGCAGUGGUGGCAGCGUGACGGGAAUCAAGGAGGGCCUCAGCCGACGCUUUGGCGGGAGCAAUGGCGCUGCCGCCAACGCAGAGUCCCGGCCGACGCUGGGAGGCAGCCUGCGUCGAUCAAGGACGAUGCUGAGCUCUGGCCGGGCCUGGCUGGGCUCGCUGUCCGCUGGCAGCGCCCCGAUGCCGACCGCCCCCGCCACGGCAGGCGUAGAGCGAGUCCACGCUGGCAAGACGUCCAACGGCUCCUCGGUGGCCGCCGCCGCCAUCGUCGAGCAGGACGGCAUUAGCCCAAAGAGUACGCCUACCGUCGGCAUGGCCCCGGCCAGCCGCUUCCCUGGCGGCAACGGCCGCCCUCCGGCGACGUCGACCCCGGCAUCGAGGCCCCUGUCGCAGUGUCGCAGCUUCACGGAUCCCGAGCUGGCGGCCAAGGCGGAGGGGGGCAGACCUCUGAGCCGGGGACGUGAGGUGGCACGAAGCGAGUCGGCGCCCGCCGUGCCGCUGGUGGCCAAGUCGUCGUCUUCGUCGUUGUCGUCGUCGGACUCGCCGAAGCGCGGGUCGAGGAUGCUCAACACGCUGCGCUUCCUGCAGUCGAACCGGCUCUCUCCGAUCCCGCUCAAGGCCGUCGCCGAGACGGCGGUUGAGCACUCGGUCACUGGCGGCGAGGCGGCAUCGUCGGGCGCCGCCCCUGACAACGCGGCUGGCACCUCGCGUCUUGGCGCCUCGCCGGUCAAGGGACGGACGAGCCUGCCUGCGCGGCUGUCUCUGCUCGACAACCAGGCCGUGGACGGAACGACGGGGCGCAAGGCUUAG